AUGAUAAAAAUUAAUUGCAAAUAGUUACGAGGUUAUCGGCGUGUCAAUGAAAUGCGUUAUAAUUAUAAUCAUUUCGUUCUCAGUAAUAUUGUAAAUAGAAGACUCGAAAGCUGCGAGAAGAUGUCGCACUUCAGAAAUAGUGGAAAAUGUUGUCUAUUCUUGAUUCUAAUUCUUAUUACGAUACAAUUGACGACAGCGAUUGAUAAUGAUGACCGAAUUCGCGAAAUUUGCACCAAUAUUUGGAAGGAAAAAAAGCACGAAUUGCAAUGCUACUGCCCGCCAGGAAUUCCUUCGCCACCACCUUGGAAAGGAGAACCCGGAUUUCCUGGUCUUCCGGGAGUAAAAGGCGAACCCGGAAAUUCUGGUCUUCCUGGAGCAAAAGGAGAAUCAGGAUUUCCUGGUCUCCCAGGACUUCCGGGUCAAAAAGGAGCAAGAGGUGAUUCUGGAUAAAAUUACCAUUUUUUCCCCACUCUCCAAUAAAUUGCAAAAUAUUUCUUUUCGAAAAAAGAAUAAUAGUAAAAUAAUUGUAAAUUUUUCUUUUUUGACCAAAAAUAAAAACUAAUAAAAAUUCCGAAAAUCAUAGAUAAAAUAAAAAUCACAAUAAUAAUAGAUAAUAAAAAUUUCGAAAACAAUGGAUAAUAAAAAUUCGAAAAUAAAUUCUUUCUAUUUGUAUAAGAAUUAUAAGAAAGGAUAGAAAUAAAUUUGAUUAAUUUUCGCAUA
Molecule: messenger RNA, 720 nt
Organism: Leptopilina heterotoma
Lineage: Eukaryota; Metazoa; Arthropoda; Insecta; Hymenoptera; Figitidae
Product: macrophage scavenger receptor types I and II-like
Exons: 3
Coding region: 52-450 (132 amino acids)
Source: RefSeq, a predicted model, not a curated record